AUGCACAGACAUCAGAGGACGGAGAUUGCUGCUGUAGUGAAUGCCAGGCGUUCUUGGCACCCCAGGAAGCUGCCAGUGGGUGGAACCAUGGAGACCACCAUGGGGUCUGCGAGCAUCCUGGAGGUCUGCACCACCAAACUGAUGGAGUUUGUUUCCAGUGUGGACAACAGAGACAUGGUGUGGCUGCAGGAGACUAAGGAGGAGGCCCAAAAGAUGUUCUCUAGUGACUCCACAGUGGAGCCUGAGCUGAUGCCCAAAACGCCAUCUCAGAGGAACCGCCGGAGGAAGAAACAGUUUUCCUCCAUUCAGGAUAAAAACAAGCCCCCAACCAGGAAAAGGUUGUCCCGCCGUGCGAGCCGAAGGAGCAGUCAACACAACCAGCAGCUCCUUCGGAACAAAGACAGGCUGGAGAAGCUAGUUAUGGUGGCAGCUGACAACAGCUCUUUCCGUCGUGGGACUCGAACCCAAGUAGCAGCAGCAGCAGCCUCCUCACCCCCUGAAUCCCCCACGGUGCUCCCCAAAAAGCCUGUGAACCUGGCAGCAAUGGAUGGGCUUGUGCCUGUUGUAGAGAUUAUCAUCAGCGACCAGCAGAGUGCUGAGAAUUUCCUGGUGGCACACAAGGCCAAGACAGCUGCCCUCAGCUUGGGCUGCAAAGAUGAAUCGGUGCCCAAAAAGCAAGCAGAAAGCCACCCUGAGCCAGCGCCUGGGACCUCCUUGGGGGUGCCCACUGAGGUGCCUGAGGUGAAAGCUGCGGGGCUGGCUUGGUCUGUGGCCAAACUCCAGAUAGCCCAGCCAGUGGCCGUGACAGCCAAGCCGGGCAGGGCACCCUCUUCUCCAGGAGCACAGACCCAGCCAGAGACUGAGCUCCCCUUGGACUUGCUGGAAGGCCCCCAGACCCAGAUAGGCCCCUGCUGUGACCGGCGCUCGGUGUGUAGGAGACUGUUGCUCAAAUCCUCACAAGCCCAUGGGGCUUCCUUGAUUCGUAAGGCCUCCGUGGUCCCGAAGACCACGUCGAGCUCUGCUCGAUGGUCCUCCAGGAAGCUGGCCCAGAAACCGGCAGUCACCGGCUGCAUCAUCUGCCACAGCUACCUGGAGAGGGUCCUGGAUGUAGAAGUACCCAGGAAAGCGAGGUGAGACACAGAUGCCUUUGUCCAUGAGCCAUGCUCUGAGUGCUCAGGGAUCAGUGCAGAUAAGGGAUCCCUCCUCUUCCUGAUGUCCCCGGGGCUGAGGACAAAAUGCAUCAUCCCAAAUGAUUUCAGACCCUUCACGGAGAAGCCAGAGCUCAUCUGGGACUCUCCAGGCACGGCCACAUACAGGCUACACCACAGCCCUGGCUUCUGACCAUCAGAGGCCAAGAGCAUGCACUUUGGGCCACUUGGGGCUCAGGUGCGCCCCCAGUCUGGCCGCUGUCACCCACGGCUAGGCCUCCUUUGAAUCAUGACCCCUUCCAUGGUCCUGACCACCCUAUGGAUGCUUAAUUGGCAAUCCCAAAAUUCCAUGUUGAGGAGAGGAGAACAAGGAGAUGGGGACAUGGAAGGCCCUAUGAAGACCUAUGCUUUGGAGCCAAGGGGAGGAAGGUGGGCGACUUUUCUGUGGUAGUCUGAUGCUUAUCGCCUCUUGGCCUUGGAGGCCUCUGAAGCCACCCUGAGGGGACAGCUUCCCUGCAUCACUGAAAUGUUCCCCCACUCCCCCUGCUAUGGGCAAGACAACUAUUGCUGGGAGUUUGGCUCGAGCAUUGCGAAGAGCAUCUUGGCCCACGUCACUGUAUCCUUCAGGGGCGGGGGAAGUGGCCCAGAGAUACCUCUGGUAGCACAGCCUUCCUUGAGCCCCAAGUCCCUAACCAUAGAUUUGUGGUAGGUCAGAGUGGGGAAAAACCUGGCUGGUUCAGUGGAAAGGGCCCUGGCUCUGGAGUCGGAGCUGGCCUUGGGGGUGGCGUUGGUAGCUCUGCUUCUUUCCUCACCUGA
Molecule: messenger RNA, 1964 nt
Organism: Vombatus ursinus (common wombat)
Lineage: Eukaryota; Metazoa; Chordata; Mammalia; Diprotodontia; Vombatidae
Product: inner centromere protein-like
Exons: 5
Coding region: 1-1134 (377 amino acids)
Biological process (GO): mitotic cytokinesis; meiotic spindle midzone assembly; positive regulation of protein serine/threonine kinase activity
Cellular component (GO): chromosome passenger complex; midbody; meiotic spindle midzone
Molecular function (GO): protein serine/threonine kinase activator activity
Source: RefSeq, a predicted model, not a curated record